CCCACUGGUUGUAGAGUCCGGCAAAGUGUCGAACUGAAGACCGAAGUGAAGAGGAAGUGCUUUUUUUAAAGAAUGGAAAUAUAAGAAGUGAGACUUUAAGCUUGGUACAGCGGAGCAGAGGGAGAAGCCAGCCAUGCCCGCCCAACCCCCUGUGCGGGAGCCGGAGGAGGAGAUGGAGGCAGAAGGAGAGUCCCAACUCCCUGAGGCCAACGGAGAGGUGGAGCAACCAAGAGAUAACGAACGAGGAGGAGAGGAGACCAUGGAGGAGAGCACGGAGGAGAGGGACAGUGACUUGGAUGAGACGGAAGAGGAGGAAGAGGAGGAGGAGGAAGAGGAGAGUUCAGAGAUGGAUGAUGAAGACUGUGAGCGGAGGAGAGGGGAAUGUCUAGAUGAGAUGUUGGAUCUGGAAAAACAAUUUCAGGAGCUGAAAGAGAAGUUGUUUCGGGAGCGGCUGAACCAGGUCAAAGUGAAGCUGGACGAGGUGCUGACGGGGAAGGCUGGAGAAUACAGAGAACCACUGGCUGCACUACAGAACAGCAUGCAGAUACGAACACAAGUGGCUGGAGUGUACAGAGAGCUGUGUCUACAGGUGAUCAAACACAAAUACGAGUGUGAACUACAAGGAGCAAGGCAGCACCUGGAGAGCGAACAGACGUUGCUGUUUGAUGCCAUGAAGACAGAACUGCUGGAAAAGAUACGGAGACUGGAGGAGGACAGACAGAAUAUAGACCUCACCUCAGAAUGGAGUGACGAGAUGAGGAGCAAGAAGUGUAAAAGAAAGAACCUGCUGGGUCGGUCGGAGAGGAAAAAGAAAGUAGCUCUGGUUUCAGGGCCUUUCAUUGUCUACAUGUUGAGAGACAUUGACAUCCUCGAAGACUGGACUGCUAUCAAGAAGGCAAAAGCAGCACUGUUGCCACUAAAGAAGAAAGUUGAAAAGCGGUGAUGAUAGGAGCAUCUCAUUGAAGACCAGUGAUGAUAGGAGCAUCUCAUUGAAGACCAGUGGCAAAGAAACCAAACUUAACACACACACAUUCCCAGCUACUUCCACUAACAGUUACGGUUUGUCUCCUUUGAUCCCAGCAACCCCACUGCUUGUUUGUUAUCUAUUGCUAUUUAAAAUAAGUUCUUAAUGAUAUGACAACCAUGUAUUUAUAGAAUGAUUUAUAAGGGUGAUUAAAAUUUUAAUCUUUUGUGACACAAGGUUUUGCA
Morone saxatilis (striped sea-bass) is the source of this 1209-nucleotide messenger RNA. It is a transcript of the gene brms1, whose product is annotated as BRMS1 transcriptional repressor and anoikis regulator. Gene Ontology annotation, biological process: negative regulation of transcription by RNA polymerase II. NCBI's taxonomy places the organism in Eukaryota, Metazoa, Chordata, Actinopteri, Moronidae. Gene Ontology annotation, molecular function: histone deacetylase binding. The record is from RefSeq and is a predicted model, not a curated record. Bases 134 to 943 code for a protein of 269 amino acids. Gene Ontology annotation, cellular component: Sin3-type complex. The transcript is spliced from 10 exons.